Messenger RNA from Anolis sagrei ordinatus, 3752 nucleotides. RefSeq names its product solute carrier family 6 member 7 (gene SLC6A7). Gene Ontology annotation, molecular function: L-proline transmembrane transporter activity. Gene Ontology annotation, cellular component: plasma membrane. Gene Ontology annotation, biological process: sodium ion transmembrane transport. The record is from RefSeq and is a predicted model, not a curated record. Lineage: Eukaryota; Metazoa; Chordata; Lepidosauria; Squamata; Anolidae.
ACUCACCUAACUUACUCUUCCUGACCUUUUUCUUUGUAGUGUUGAAGAGCAAGGGGUCUCUUGACCGCUGUACCUGUAGGAGAAAAAUUACAGCAAAAGCAUAGCAAGAACCAUCCUGGAUUGGACUAAGCUCCAUUUGUAUAGUUUGGCAUUAUGUUUUCUUCUUUGAAGUAGACAACUCAGGAAGGAGCAAAAGCAGAAUGUGGAGACAACAGUCCUACCGUUCAUUUCCCUAGAGAAGAAUCACACUAUGAAAGGAUCAUGUAGUAAUCCUGGCAAAUCACCACCAAUUCUUCCAUGCACCCAGAUGCAUAUCCCUUGCGAACAUGGGCAUUUGCCUGCUCAUCACUUGCUGUUUGGCAGACUACAAUUUUUCUUCUUACUCCAAGCAAACCAGUAGAUCAGCUAGCCUGCAAUGCUCUUAGCCCUCCCUACUAUUUGUCUCCCUCUCUCUUACUGAUUUAUUCUAGUUCUUACAUCUCUUUUUUCCUGUGCUAGAAAGACUCAAGACUCAGCCAAGAAGGAGUGAUUCAGAGAGUCAGGCAGGAGGACAACGGUUGUUCUGCUCAUGUUUUUCAGAUGCUCCUCCUGUCUUCCCCAUUGUGGUGAGCGCAGAGAGGGAGAGGGAGCAGAUCUCCUGAACAAGUGGAGAAAAGAGUGUGUCUAUGUGAAUGCAAGAAGGGAGUGCAUAGCAACACAACUCCACAAUGAAGAAGAGCCAGGAACACCAUUCUCAGAAGCCAAUUCCAGACCUGUUAAUGACUCCAAGUGAUCAAGGGGACGGUGACCUACAGACUGAAUUCCCUGAAGACAGAGGGAAUUGGACGGGCAAGCUAGACUUCCUUCUGUCCUGCAUUGGCUACUGUGUUGGACUGGGGAACGUCUGGAGAUUUCCAUACCGUGCUUAUACCAAUGGGGGAGGAGCAUUCCUUGUUCCCUAUUUUAUCAUGUUGGCUAUAUGUGGGAUUCCCAUCUUCUUCAUGGAGUUGUCACUGGGCCAGUUCUCAAGCCUGGGUCCUCUUGCUGUUUGGAAGAUAAGCCCACUCUUUAAAGGUGUUGGCAUGGCCACAAUCCUGAUUGUCUCUUUAGUGGCCAUUUACUACAACAUGAUCAUUGCUUAUGUUCUCUUCUACCUCUUUGCCUCACUGACAAAUAACUUGCCCUGGCAGUACUGUGGCAACUGGUGGAACACAGACCUGUGCUUGGACCACCAUGUCAUGCGCACUGGGAAUGGUGUUGUCCCUCUCAACCUCUCUAACACUGUCAGCCCAAGUGAGGAGUACUGGAGUCGCUAUGUCCUGCACAUCCAAGAGAGCUCAGGGAUUGGGGAUCCUGGGGCAAUUCGCUGGAAUCUGUGUCUAUGUCUCCUCCUCGCCUGGGUUAUUGUGUACCUCUGUAUUCUAAAGGGAGUAAAAUCCUCUGGCAAGGUUGUGUAUUUCACUGCCACUUUUCCUUACCUCAUCCUGAUUAUGCUCCUGAUUCGUGGUGUGACCCUGGAAGGAGCCUGGUUAGGAAUCAAAUUCUAUCUUACACCCCAGUUUGACCUGCUGCUGUCUCCCAAGGUGUGGAUUGAAGCAGCUUUGCAGAUCUUCUACUCUCUUGGGGUGGGAUUUGGGGGACUUCUUACGUUUGCAUCAUACAACACCUUUCACCAGAAUAUUUACAGGGAUACAUUUAUAGUCACAGUGGGCAAUGCCAUCACCAGUAUCUUAGCUGGCUUUGCUAUCUUCUCUGUUUUGGGCUACAUGUCCCAAGAACUUGAUGUCCCUGUUCAAGAAGUGGCCAAAGCUGGUCCAGGGUUGGCUUUUGUGGUCUACCCACAAGCCAUGACAAUGCUUCCUCUUUCUCCUUUCUGGUCUUUCCUUUUUUUCUUCAUGCUGUUAACUCUUGGUUUGGACAGUCAGUUUGCCUUUCUGGAGACCAUAGUCACUGCUGUGACUGAUGAGUUCCCCUACUACUUGCGUCCAAAGAAGGCUUUUUUCUCAGGGGUUAUUUGUGUCACAAUGUUCCUGAUGGGACUCAUUCUCACAACAGAGGGUGGAAUGUAUUGGUUGGUGCUGCUGGAUGACUACAGUGCUGGCUUUGGACUCAUGGUGGUUGUCAUUACCACCUGCCUGGCGGUCACUCGUGUAUAUGGCAUGAAGAGAUUUUGCCGUGAUAUUCACAUGAUGCUGGGUUUUAAACCAGGGAUAUACUUCAAAGCCUGUUGGUUGUUCCUGUCCCCAGUAACAAUGAUGGCUUUGCUGGUGUACAGUAUAAUCAAGUAUGAACCUUCAGAAUAUAAUGGCACCUAUCGUUUUCCCUUUUGGGCUGAGGCCCUGGGCAUCUUGAUGGGACUUUUCUCCUGCCUGAUGAUCCCCAUAGGGAUGGUUUUUGCUGUGCUCAAAGAGGAAGGGACACUCUGGCAGAGAAUCCAGCAAGCUAGCAGGCCAGCCAUGGAUUGGGGUCCUUCCCUGGAGGAGAACAGAACUGGAAUGUAUGUGGCCACUCUGGCAGGAAGCCAGUCACCUAAACCUCUGAUGGUCCAUAUGAGAAAAUAUGGAGGGAUGACCAGCUAUGAGAACAUAGCGUUUCAGAUAGAUAAAGAGAUUGAAGAAGAGGAAGAGGAGUCCAUGAUGUGAUGAGACAGUCUUCCUUGCUCAGCCCAUCAAACUAGAUGUGGAAGAAAAAUGCAAGGAGGAAACUCCUGAUUUUUUUGCGCAAAGUUGCACCUUGGUUGGCACACUUAAGGCCAUUUGGGAGCCUUUUUCCAGGCUCAUCCAAAAGCUGCUGACUGUUUAGCAUCUCACAGCAGUGAAUUCUGCUGAGAAUCCCAGUGUUGUUGAGUUUUUUGUUCUAUGUGGAGAGAUGUGCAAUGAACCUGUGUCUCAGUGCUCUAGUUGUACCUGGUACAGGCCAGGGAUUCGUAUUGUCCUUUCCUCUCCCCAGUUAUGGUUUCUGUGACAUAGUGGUAAAUUUUGAAGUGCAGGUGCUCACCAUGAUAGCUUCCAUAGCUGUGUCCCAGGAGUCCAAAAAUAUGAGCAGCUGAGGUGAUCUAUUUUAACAAAUCCAUUCCAACAGUUUUAUCUCCUGCCCGCCCCUGCCUCCACCUCCAUGCCAAUAAAAGCUAAUGGGUUUUAAUGUGUCAUUCAAAGCCAAACUACCACAAAUUUCUUUGCAUUAGAAAGCUCACAAGAAUGUAUUGUUGCUAGAAGGAAAAUGAUGCCUGCUCCCCAGUUACUAUGUGGAUUAGAGUUUCAUUUAGAGAGAAAAAUGAAGCCUGUGAUGGAUGACAGAAAACAUAAUUGUCUCUGCACAUAAUAGAAUAAUAGAGUUGGAAGAGAUCACAAGGACUAUCAGUCCAAUCCUCUGACAUGCAGGAACACAUUUGCCCUUUUGUUGAGGCAUGUCCUGGCUCUAUACAUAAAUGUAUGGAUUCCUCAGUAUCCCAUAUACAAUAUUAUAUACAGAUCCCAUAUACAGGUUGAUUAUCUCUUAUCCAAAAUGUUGGGAACAAGAAGUGUUUUGUAUUUCAGGUUUUGGAAUAUUUGACUUUAUAUACAUGUAUAUGAUGAGAUAACUUGGAGAUGGGACCCAAAUCUAAACACACCAUGUGUUUCUGUUUCAUAUAUACCUGUUACACAUAGCCUAAAGGUAAUUUUAUGCAAUAUUUUAAUAGUUUUGUAUAUGAGACAAGGUCUGUGUACACUGAAUCAAUAGAAAGCAAGUAUGUCAUAUCUUAGCCACCCACAUGGCUAAUUUUGUAUUUCAGA